AAAACUAGCGGACCAAUGGAGACUCAUUGUCUAGGCCUCCCUCUAAACCACGCCCUUCAGGGAAAAAUAAUGCCAAAACUCGCAAUCGAAAAGACUGGCAGUGAAAGCAAAGAAACAGACAUCGAAAGCAAAUAUACGAGUAGCGUAACCAAAAGAUUACACAGCUUCUAUCAGUUGCACCUUACUGGCGGCACAAUUUCAGCUUCUGAGGGACAACUACGACGCCGUCCUCACAGCCAAGAACCAGAUCUGGAUCCAAAAUUAUGCUUUGACUUCAACUCAAGCUGAGCUACAGAAAAUUAACAGCUAUGAAGGCUGUGGUUAAGGACCAACUGGAGAGAGACUACAUGUAACUUGUCGCGUCCAAGUACCAGUCAGAGAGGCAACACAGAGACCUUGCUGCUUCUCAUAACCAAUUAGAAAGAGAGUAUGAAGGCCUACUGACAUCAAACAACAAAUUGCAAAACAACUAUAGACCUGACAGCAUCUAAAAACAACUACAGAGAGAGAUAAAAGAUCUCACAUGAACCAGGGAACGGUCACAGAGACAACACCUGAACAUCAGUGCAGCUUAACGCCUCGAUCACACCAACGCGUCAUUGCAUUUUGGUACACCAGAAGUACAUUCAUUUCCAAUGGAAUGCUGUGUUUGCCUUCCAGCAUUGUAGAGGCAGUUGUAGUGCGUUUUGUGGGGUGCAUACGGUGGAUUUAUACAAUACAUGCAUCAAACUGUAUGCCUAGACGGUUCGACAGAAAUGGUAGCAGAAGGUAAAUGUUGAACUUUUGUUGCAAACAUAUCCAGAUGAUGCUGCGUACCAUUUUGCACAAACGCACUGUUGGUGUGAUCAAAGCGUUAUGACCAGUUGAGGUGAGAGCAUGUGAGGGUCGCAGAGACUAAAAACUAACUUCAGUUAGAUCUCAUAAGUUUCUCUGAAACUGAGGCGAUUUUGAACAGAGACUUUGUUGUCACGGUGAGGGAUAGGGAUCCCCUUCAGAAGAUGCCUACAGAGCUGGUCAACUUCCUGCCUGUGGACCGACACUGUCCACUCAGAGACCAGCUCACCCAAGGUGUUACUACUUCUCCACUGAGAGGAGGAACUGAAGCAGCGGUCGGGUCAACUGUGUUCAACAGGGCGGAAACCUGGUGGUCAUUAGUCCAGAGGAACGGGUGAGAGACAUUGUAUUGGAGAUGCGCAGAGGUAGAAAGAGUGCUGUGAGUGUGAGGGGAGAGAGUGUGUGCCUCCACCCUCAGAGACCAACCCUUCUCGGAGCUGGAGAGAAGAGACCUGCAGCAUCAUGUCUGGGUGGAUCUGUGAGAGCUCAUACGAAACGUCUGGCCAAGGUGCAUUGGGAAAGGAUAGCCAGCUAGCUUGUUAACAAUGGCAACCAUGCGUCGUCCAAGGUACUCUCUCCGAGACUCUCUGUAUUGGGAUGAGACUGAGUGCCUGACGUACUAUGGGAUGCUCUCUCUACACGAGAUGUUUGAAGUUGUCGGUUCUCAACUGACUGAAACAGACGUUGAGGUGCUGUCGUUCCUCUUGGAUGAGACCUAUCCGGCUGGAGGGCACCCCUUGGACCCAGCUGGCUGGACCAGCGAGCCCGGUGAGGAAGACCCUGAGGCCAGUAAAGGAGUCUCCCCCAGCCCAGUGCUCCUGGAGGCCUGGCGGCGGUUACAGCCCAAGGUUCCUGCCUUGGCCUGCCCUACCGCUGCUCGCCACAAGCCCAAGAGUGGGCUAGAACUGCUGCUGGAGCUGGAGAGACGUGGGUACCUCAGUGAGGGUAACCUGGAGCCCCUGUUGCAGCUGCUGCGAGUCCUGACACGACACGACCUCCUGCCUUUGGUGUCCCGCAAGAAAAGGAGGACAGUAUCACCAGAACGUUUCAGAGUGGACCAUGGGACAGAGGACAAAAGACAGGUGUGCACAUCUGGACUGACUGACCCCUGUGCACAGACAGAAUCACAUGACGAACAUGCCACCCAGCAAUGGAGGGGGGGUGUUGACUCUGCCAGGCCAACGCCUGCCCCCCUACGGAAGAAGAGGGGUAAAGGCCGCCGUUGGACCAGCAAGCCCACCUCCCACAGGAGAAGAACGGGAAUCCCUGAAACUCCUCCCCCACCUAUACCUGAGAAAGUGACCUGCGACAUUCGUCUGCGUGUGCGAGCAGAAUACUGGGAGCAUGAGUCGGCUCUGCGCGGCGGCGUCUCCUCGGACAAGCAGCAGCCCCUGGAGCGGCAGUUUGAGCUGUUCAGUCGUGCCACCUCCGUGCUGCGCGCCCGCGACCUGGGCUCCAUCAUCUGCGACAUCAAGUUCUCUGAGCUGGACAACCUGGAGGCCUUCUGGGGGGACUAUCUGAGUGGAGCGCUGCUAGAGGCCCUGAAGGGGGUGUUCAUCACAGACUCUCUGCGGAGGGCGGCGGGGAGAGAGGGGGUCCGGCUGCUGAUCAGUGUGGACCAGGAUGACUACGAGGAGGGUCGCAGACUGCUGCUGGAUGCACAGGAACAACAGGCCGGCUGCUGGGGACGAGACAGACCCAACCUGAGAAAGCUGGUUAUGGACGUUCGGCUCUGACAGACAGACAGGCAGCUGUGCGAGGUCAUGAGCCCAAGGAUAGAGGAAUGAAAAGGAGAAUAAAAUAUGAAGAGGAACAUUUUUUAUUUUUUCUCUCCUUUUUAAGUUUCUCAUGCUGAGAAUAGAGGAUACAGCCACUCCUAGGUCAGGGGAAUGAAUAGUCCCCAGGGAAAACAGCCAAACUUGAAGUGAAGGCAAACUGGACUAAAAGACUUGACACACUGUUCUGUUUGGAAUUGAUAACACAAGUUGCACUGAGCCUAGAUGCCCUCACGGCACUGAGGAAGAGACUGCCUCUGAGACACACACACACACACACACACACACAGAGAAACUAAACUUCCGCUGUAACACACACAAACUACCACUGUAUCUAACAUACACGCUCUGUAAAAUCAUCUACACGAUGAACCAUCAGCGCUGCCUGUAAGACUCAUUAAAGCCAAGAGACAUUUCUUGCUAACAGUGACAGCCACCAACUAGACUCUGCGCUAAUGCUGAGCAUCUCUGGUUAUGUUUGAGGAGCGUGUGAGAUGCCCUGCAAGGCGAACUUCACCCGCCUAAAUAUUAGUUUGCGUUUCCAUUGAAAUGUAUGAUUUUGAAAAGAUGAGCGAGACUGCAGCUCUCAGACACAGAGGGAGAGAUGAUGGGGAAAUUACUAAAGAUUAUGUUUUGACCUUUUGGGAGAGAAUUUGAAAUAGAUGGCGAAGUGAAGACUACCUGAGGACAGUGUAGUGGACAAAUCGCUGGUCCUUCGAGAACUCGUCCACACACACACAUCAUGAUCACAAGCCACUGGUAGUCCAAUCACUGCCAUGCUAACCCAGGGCCUGAUAGCUGUGGUCAGUGGCCAUCUCAUCUCAGAUGAUUGGAGUGAUUACCUCUCAUCCUCAGCCAACCAUGGAGAACUCAUCACCACAAGUUGUUGAACAGCAGCUGGGAUAACACACUGGGCUGUGCUCACCCCGGCUUCCAGCAAGGCAAGGCCACUGCCUUUCCCAUUGGAACUGAAGCACAAGACAGUGCUUCAGUCAAUAAAACUGAUGUGGAGGAGAUCAAAAUCAGAAGGAUACAUCCUAGUUCCACUCAGCCCUGACUUGUAGGCCCCACUAGUGGCUCACAGAGCGCUGUCUGUCUCUAGUCUAGUCACCCUGGUGGAACUAAUGCCUGAACUCCUCUGAGUGGGAUCAAUAACCCCCUCUGUCACUCCACCACCACCAUGGGAGGAGAAGGAGUAAGGGGGAAAAGGGGAGAGGUAGGAGAAGGGGAAAGAGAGGAAGAGGGAGAAGGAUCCCCACUUCCAUCCCGCCUUUCAGCUCCUGGACAGCCGCCUCAUCCUCUGGAGGAUAAGUACCCUGAUACAACCAGGCUGCCUGGUCUGCUACAGCACUGUGUCUGGUUCACACAGCCCUAUGGGACCAGAGAUGGAGGACUAGGGAGGCACUCAGGAAAACCUUAGUAGUGUUUUGCUUUUUCCGUGUUUUGGUAUAUGGAUUCGUUAGUGUAGCUUUGUAUUGUCCAUAAGAGAAAAUAUAAAAAAUACUGUGUGUUCUAGUUCAUUAAUUUAGGGUGAACUUUUGUUUAAGUAUCUGGAUAUUUUUAUUUAGGCACUGCAAAAGUGCUGUAUAUUAGUUUAAUAUAUUAGUGGAAAGUUGGAAUUAUUUCAAAUAAAAUAAAUGAUUUAUCAAAAGUU
Messenger RNA from Oncorhynchus mykiss (rainbow trout), 4263 nucleotides. NCBI's taxonomy places the organism in Eukaryota, Metazoa, Chordata, Actinopteri, Salmoniformes, Salmonidae. The record is from RefSeq and is a predicted model, not a curated record.